Messenger RNA from Camelina sativa (false flax), 2320 nucleotides. RefSeq lists its product as uncharacterized. The record is from RefSeq and is a predicted model, not a curated record. Lineage: Eukaryota; Viridiplantae; Streptophyta; Magnoliopsida; Brassicales; Brassicaceae.
UUCACCGACAUAACAACGACUUGUCAUCAAAACACUAAUCCAUCUUCUAUGUCUUCUUCUUCUCUUAUUAGGAAAAUUCUGAUCAAUUCCAUUUUUACGUUUCAGAAAUUGAUCUCACAUCAUAUCAUGCUCGUUUCGUUCUCUCUUUCCUCCUCAACUCCUCAAUCUAUUUCAUCUUCUUCUUCUCCUCCAGUAGUGUUCGAAGAGGUACAAUUGUUGAAACCGACACAUCAAAGACUCGAUUUUUUUCCCAGCAAGUGAAGAUGGUGAUCGAAUUAGAAAAUUCUGGAAUCGAUGAAGAGGAAGAAGAAGAAGAAGAGAUUAGUGGAUCGCCGAAACUGGUUUUUAAAUUCGCGUUUCAGACGGAAACGUUCGAGCGGUUGAGUAGAGAAGGCUACAGAUCGUUAAGUGAUGAUUCCGGUGUGGAGAGGGAGAGCGAGGGUAGUGUUUUGUGUUCUUCUUCUUCUUCUUCUUCUUCUCCGGUGAUUUUUACGGCGGCGGCGAGAAUAUACGAGCCAGCGUCGGCGAAAAAUCUCACUUUUGUUAUGGAAAACCCAAAGGCGGCGACUUUUAGGGUUGAAGACUGUUUGAAGGAGAAAGCACAAACAGAGGAUCACUCUGUUUUUCGCGGCGAGAAGAAAAAACCCUCUGUUUUUGACGGCGAGGAGAGUGUAGAAACAGAAGAUUACACUAUUUUUCACGGCGAGAAGAGAAAACCCUCUGUUUUGCACGGCGAGGAGAGUAGGAAAACAGAGGAUUGCUCUGUUUCUUCCGUCGAGGACAGAAAGAUCAGAUUUUUAACAGAGGAUGAUUUUUUGGAAUCGGAUUCUGAGUUUGUUGAUUCGAGUCAGACAUUCACAAGCAACGACGAAGAUGGGUUUUUAUCAGAUUCAGACUUUCCGGAGGAAGAGCAAAACCGUAAAAAAGACAAUUCUGGUUCUGCUUCAGAGGAAGAAGAUGAAGAUACAGAUGGGUUUGAGAGUUUAUGGGAGCAUCAAGAUUUGAUAGAGCAACUUAAGAUGGAGAUGAAGAAAGUCAAAGCUAUCGGUGGGCUUCCGACAAUUCGUGAAGAUGAAGAAGAUGAUGAUUAUGAAUGUCCUAAGAUCAUGGAAGGUUUAAAGCCAUGGAGGAUCGAAGAAGAGAAGAAGUUUACACACGUUGAUACCAUUGGUGAAGUUCAUAAGUUCCAUAGAAGUUACAGAGAACGAAUGCGAAAACUCGAUAUCUUGAGUUUUCAAAAGUCUUAUACUCUUGGGCUACUUCAAUCAAAUAUCCCUCAACAAGCAACCUCGGCCGUUGGAUCCUCUCCUUCCCAGUCGUCGUUUUCAUCGGUUUUCUCAGUUAAUAUUCGGUUAUGGAAACCGAAGAAAUCAGAAACUGAACCAAUGGUUCAAUUCAUAAAAGAGAUUCAGGGGGAAUUAGAGAACGUAUACGUUGGUCACAUGUGUUUGUCAUGGGAAAUACUUCACUGGCAAUAUGAAAAGGCCAUUGAAUUACUAGAAUCUGAUGUGUACGGAUCUCGUCGGUACAACGAAGUCGCUGGAGAGUUUCAACAGUUUCAGGUUUUACUCCAAAGAUUUCUUGAAAACGAGCCGUUCGAAGAGCCUAGAGUGCAACAUUACAUCAAGAGACGUUGUGUUCUUCGUAAUCUCCUUCAGGUCCCGGUUAUUCGAGAAGAUGGAAACAAGGACAAAAAGAAUGGAAGAAGAAGAGAUUACGAGGAAAAUGAAGACGGUGCGAUUAAAAGCGAUCAACUAGUGGAAAUUAUGGAAGAAACAAUUCGAUUAUUCUGGCGAUAUGUACGGUGUGAUAAGCUUUCUAGCUCGAUUCAUGAUCAGAAAUCGCGAACCAAAUCACAGAUAGAACCGGAUCACGAAGAAGACUCAGAAGAUCUAGAGAUGUUUGCUGAGGUUACAUCACAACUUCAAAAUAAGGAGAAAAGGUUGAAAGAUGUGUUGAAGAGUGAGAGAUGUAUUAUAAGAAGAUUCCAAAAGCACAAGGAAGAAGAUACAGCAGAAGAUCAUGUGCUUUACUUCUUCUCACAAGUGGACAUGAAACUUGUGACAAGGGUCUUGAAUAUGUCCAAAUUGACUAGGGAUCAUUUGGUUUGGUGUCGUAAUAAGUUGACCAAGAUUAACUUUGUGAAUAGAAGGUUACAUUUAGAUCCCUCCUUUUGCCUCUUCCCGUGUUGACAUAUGUAUUGACAAAUUUGUAUAUUGAGUAAUAAUAAUAUACAAAUUUUGGCCUUGUGUAAUUGUAAGUAAAACUCAUAAAGUGUCUCAAAUUUUGGCUAUUACAUGUGAUGAAUUUAUUGGUUUCA